CCUCUGUUCCCUCCUCGUCUCACCACAACCUCACAGCCAUUCAAGACCCAAUUUCCGACUACAUCUUCAAUUCAGAUCUCGAACCCUCCAAAACAAUCACCAUGACUAAAGGAUCUUCUGGCACCAGCAGCGGUAGCUCUGGUGGGCAAGGAUACACCGUGACGAGCUCUGGCACCAACAGCCAGGGCAACCACUACUGUUCUCGCGACUACGGCUCCGGUGCUUCCAACUCCAAUUCGUACCACUACUCCAACAGCAACGGGUCAUACUACUACAGUAACCCCAAUGGCUCGACUUACUACAACUCUGGAAACGGUCAAUCUACCUACAAAUCUGGCAAGUAGAUGCCUGACUCGGCCGCUCUAUGUUCAAUACCAUCGUGGUGGUGGAUGAGACCGAACAUCAACUUCGUGGCGGCUCAAUAUAUUCGUAGGUAGCAGACUUGUAGGGCCGGGAACGCAAUAACAUGAAUUAAAGAGCAUAUGAUUGAAGCCCUAUUCCUAACAAUACUUGCAGCUUUGAGCUUAUAUGUGACAUGACAGAAAUCAUGCUCCAGUGUUAAUUGUAAGUCUUGGC
Messenger RNA from Lindgomyces ingoldianus, 576 nucleotides. RefSeq lists its product as uncharacterized. The transcript has 3 exons. The record is from RefSeq and is a predicted model, not a curated record. Lineage: Eukaryota; Fungi; Ascomycota; Dothideomycetes; Pleosporales; Lindgomycetaceae. The coding region runs from base 102 to 344 and encodes 80 amino acids.